This is a messenger RNA of Perca fluviatilis (European perch), 1721 nucleotides long. It is a transcript of the gene mest, whose product is annotated as mesoderm specific transcript. NCBI's taxonomy places the organism in Eukaryota, Metazoa, Chordata, Actinopteri, Perciformes, Percidae. The coding region runs from base 264 to 1244 and encodes 326 amino acids. The transcript is spliced from 12 exons. Gene Ontology annotation, molecular function: catalytic activity. The record is from RefSeq and is a predicted model, not a curated record.
CCAGAGACUGCAUAGGUGAAACCCAUAUAACUAAACGUUUGGGGAACCCGGAAGUAUCAACAGAGUGAGACGUCUGCGCUUUUUCUCCUUACUACAAACCGUCGUUCCUUUCCGCUCUGCAGGAAUUCCUUCUGCAGUAUGGACUCUAAACACAGGAAGAAGGUCUGCUACUACUACUAACGACCAUAGACAGUAUAUAGAAGAUAACGACAGAUCGCAACAUUUCUAGGCAGGAAUGAGACUCCCCUACCGCUGAGCUCAAGAUGAGAGAGUGGUGGGUUCAUGUGGGUUUGAUCUGCAUCCCGCUGGUGGCCGUCUACCUGCACAUCCCGCCCCCUCAGCUGUCCCCUGCCCUGCAAAAGUGGCAUAGUGCCGGGGAGGUGUUCCAUUUCAGAGGCAGGGAGAUCUUCUACAGAGAUUCCUAUGGGGCUUUGGGAAGCUCCGAUGUCGUCAUUCUGCUCCAUGGCUUCCCCACCUCCAGCUUCGACUGGAACAAGAUCUGGGAGCCACUCACUCAGCGCUUCCAUCGAGUCAUUGCACUGGACUUCCUGGGCUUUGGUUUCAGCGACAAGCCACGACCCCACAGGUACUCCAUCUUCGAGCAGGCCAGUGUGGUGGAGGCCCUGGUGGCUCACUUGGGUCUGAGCAACCAGCGAGUGAAUCUGGUGUCCCAUGACUAUGGAGACACUGUGGCCCUGGAGCUGCUCUUCAGGACUGACCAAAACCGCACAGGACACCUCAUCAUUAACAGCCUGUGUCUUUCUAAUGGAGGAUUAUUCCCAGAAACACAUUACCCACGUUUGCUGCAGAAGCUUCUGAAGGACUCUAGUUUUCUGGCUCCAGUUCUGACCCGUCUCACCAACUAUAUGAUCUUCCAAAAAGGGAUUGGAGACGUGUUCGGCCCGUACACGCAGCCCACAGACGCUGAGUUCUGGGACAUGUGGACGGGUUUACGCUACAACGACGGCAACUUAGUGAUGGACAGUAUUCUGCAGUACAUCAACCAGAGAUUAAAACACAGGGAGCGAUGGGUGGGUGUGCUCACUUCCACCUUCGUCCCACUGCACAUGAUCUACGGACCCCUGGACCCAGUCAACCCUCAUCCUCAAUUCAUCCGUCUUUACCAGCAGCUGGUCCAGAGGUCGACGGUCACCAUUUUGGACGAACACAUCAGUCACUAUCCUCAGCUGGAAGAUCCCACUGGCUUCCUCAACGCAUAUUUCAAUUUUAUUCACUCUUUCUGAAGGGAUACCAAAUGCAACACCCCGUGUUCAUUAAUUAUUUUCAGACCCUUAACAAGCUGUUUGGUACGUUAGCAACACUUAUUCAAGGUGAUAAACAGCCACAUGAGGUGCAAAGACUUCCCCUGAUGAACGUAACCAGGAGUAAUGAGAUUUAUACACGAGUGACGGGAUAAUUUACCAGCACCAAACCCUAAAGUGUCAAUUACUACCCUGGAAGACAUCUAAUAUGAGCUAGAAACAUUAUUUAUUCUACUUAAUGCACAGAAUCACUAAUCUGGUAGUUUAUGGACCUUCUUUCAACAUGAAAGUUAAAGUUAUAGGUUGUGCAAUUACUGACUUACUGAUUACUGACAUCGUUUUGAGUCCUGCAAUCAGCUGCAUUCUAAAUGAAUUUUGAUGAUUUUCUACAUUUCUCUUGAUGUCAAUGAAAAACCUAACUGUCAACUUUUCGUCAAAUAAAACUAGUUUUGUAUAAAA